AUUAAGGCAGGCACACCGCUCCAAGCAAAGCCACUGUGUAAACCGCUGUGGAACUUCUGUGGAACUUCUUCUGUGUGGUUCUCUCUCUCUCUCGCCGUGCCGCUGACAAGUGACUCUAUAAAAUUGUGAGACAGUGCAAGUGUCCGCGAAGAGCAGAAGUGCCAGUGCCUAGCCCAAGGUCGAAGAGCUGUGUAUGUUCGUUAUCAUCAAGAUGUUGCCCUUCCGUGUCGCCCCUUACCUGAGCCUCCUGCUGGUGCUCUGCGGCUCCGCCCUCGCCCAGGAGACCGAGCAGCCGCCCACGGGACUCCCGCCCGUGUUCGACAUCGACUUCGAAUCCACUGACGCCCAACUCACGGGAUGCCCUCCAGACAAGGUGUCCUUUGAACUGGUAACCGGCUACGUGUACUCAGCGCCCGCCGACAUGCUCGACUCGCAACCGGGGACGCUCAUGUUGACUGACUGCAUCGACAUGUGCAGGAAGAACCGCUCCUGCAUGGCCGUCAACUAUGAGACCGGGCUGUGCGUUCUCUUCUCGUCCAAUGCGGAUAUGUAUCCAGUCUUGGAAGAAAUUAUGUCUUGGUUUUAUAAGAUAAAAGAUCUAUUCUUAUGCUCACUGUAUUCCUUCUACGCCUAUACCCGCCCACACGCCCACUACACGCCCACGAGCUCUGCCAUGAGUGUCACGGGACCUCCUCCCAAGCCAUACUUUUCUGAGAAAACCAUUCAAAUUUAUAACAUACAACAUACAGAAUUUAGUAUACACCGUUCAGCAUUCAGCCCUCAGCAUACAACUUCAGCAUACAACCUUCAGAAAUUAGCCUUCAGCAUUCGACCGUCUCUCAACCGCACGCAAUGA
Molecule: messenger RNA, 856 nt
Organism: Penaeus vannamei (Pacific white shrimp)
Lineage: Eukaryota; Metazoa; Arthropoda; Malacostraca; Decapoda; Penaeidae
Source: RefSeq, a predicted model, not a curated record